Messenger RNA from Camelina sativa (false flax), 1161 nucleotides. The record is from RefSeq and is a predicted model, not a curated record. Lineage: Eukaryota; Viridiplantae; Streptophyta; Magnoliopsida; Brassicales; Brassicaceae.
AUGGAGCAACCACCAGAGUUUGUUGACUCUGAUCAUCCGUCGUAUGUAUGUCGUCUCCGCAAAGAGAUAUACGGAUUGAAAAAAGCUCCCCGUGCCUGGUAUACUAAAUCAAAAUCGUAUCUACUCAAUCUCGAGUUCAUAAACUCACUUGCUGAUACCUCUCUGUUUAUCCUGCGUCGUGGAAAAACUUAUGUCUAUCUCCUAGUCUAUGUUGAUGAUAUACUUGUUAUAGGCAAUGAUAAAUCCAGCAUUUGUAACAUCCUUCAGCUCUUGGCUGAUCGUUUCUCCGUCAAGGAUCCAGAGGACCUUAACUACUUCUUAGGGAUCGAAGCUCAUCGCACCGAUAAAGGUCUCCAUCUCUCUCAACGCAAGUACAUUCUUGACUUCCUUCAUCGCCACAAUAUGCUCAAUGCGAAGCCUGUUGCCACGCCGAUGGCGUCCUCUCCCAAACUCACUCUUCAAUCCGGCCUUGCUCUUCCUGAUGGCAAGGAGUAUCGCCAACUCGUUGGCAGCUUACAAUAUCUCAGCUUUACUCGCCCCGAUAUCAGUUUUACCGUGAACCGUUUGUCUCAGUUCAUGCAUCGACCUACUCAAGAACACUGGCAAGCCGCCAAACGCAUCUUAGGUUACCUCGCUGGCAUAACUACUCAUGGGAUCUUCUUCUCGGCCAAAAAUGAUCACACACUCCAAGCCUUCUCUGAUGCCGAUUGGGCAGGUGAUACUCACGACUAUAUCUCCACAAAUGCAUAUAUUGUUUAUAUGGGUACAAAUCUGGUUUCAUGGACUGCAAAGAAGCAGAAGAGUGUUGCUCGCUCCUCCACCGAAGCUGAAUACCGUGCAGUUGCCAACACCUCCGCAGAACUUUGCUGGAUAAGCAACCUCUUAACGGAGCUUGGGAUACCUCUUCGAGUUGUGCCGCUUAUAUACUGCGAUAAUGUUGGAGCUACUUUUCUAUGUGCGAACCCCAUUUUUCACUCCAGAAUAAAGCACAUUGCACUUGACUAUCAUUUUGUACGAGGGCAGAUUCAACAAGGCCUUCUUCGUGCCUCUCAUGUGCACACAAAAGAUCAGCUAGCUGAUGCACUAACAAAACUGUUUCCCCGAACACACUUUCUUCAUUUGCGUAACAAGAUUGGAGUGCUUCCAGCCCCUCCAUCUUGA